This is a messenger RNA of Topomyia yanbarensis, 618 nucleotides long. RefSeq lists its product as uncharacterized. The transcript is spliced from 2 exons. The record is from RefSeq and is a predicted model, not a curated record. Bases 43 to 609 code for a protein of 188 amino acids. NCBI's taxonomy places the organism in Eukaryota, Metazoa, Arthropoda, Insecta, Diptera, Culicidae.
UCAGUCUCGAACGAUAAUUGAAAGUUGUAGCAAAUUGUAAAAAUGAAGUCAUUUUUGAUAAUUGGAUUUGGCUUGUGCUUGCUGGGUGUAGCAUACGGAUCUCCACAACUAGACAUUCUGCAGAAUUUACUUGGAACUGUCACCUCAACUGUAGGCAACGUGUUGGGAGUUCUAACAUCGCAAAUUUCGGCCAUCAAUGUCCAGCUGAACAGCAUAAUUGCCCAGAUCACAUCGGCUUUAUCCAAUUUAACUGCAACUGCUGGCGGUACCGUUAACUCUCUAUUGGCCACAGUCCUGUCGAAUGCCCAAGUUGCUCUCCAAAAUGCUCAAUCAGUUAUAAAUAAAGUGGUCAGCAGUGGUCUGAGCACUGCUUCCUCGACAGCGACCAACACCCUGAACACUGGCACUAUUCAGCUGGUGAAUGCCGUAUCCAACCUGAGCAACAUUACUGGCCAAGUGCUUGCAGCUGGAACUAAUGUAUCGCAGGAUCUGCUGAAUCAACUGAGCUUAGCAACGGCUACUGUGAACAACCUAGCUGCUUCGGUAAGCGGAAUAGUAAGUUCUUUGCUUAAUUCCGUGCUGGGUUUGGUUGGGGGAUUACUUGGCUAAGAAGAAAUA